CCUGCGGGGUCUACACCGCCCGCUGCGGGGCCGGGCUGCGCUGCUACCCACCCCGCGGCGUGCCGCGGCCCCUCCACACUCUCAUGCACGGCCAGGGCGUCUGCACCGACCUGGCCGACGUCGAGGCCAUCCAGGAGAGCCUCCACCCUCCAGAGAAGGAGGAGAUCGACCACCCCAACAACAGCUUCAGCCCCUGCAGCAUCCACGACCGCAAGUGCCUGCAGAAGCAGCAGGCGAAGAGAGUCAACAACGGCAACAAGAUGCGCAGCAGCGGCAGCCCCCAGCACCGCGAGGAGACGCGGCCCAUCGCACAGGGGUCGUGCCAGAGCGAGCUGCACCGGGCACUGGAGAGAUUGGCAGCCUCGCAGACCCGCACCCACGAGGAUCUCUACGUCAUCCCCAUCCCCAACUGCGACCGCAACGGCAACUUCCACCCCAAGCAGUGUCACCCGGCGCUGGACGGGCAGCGGGGCAAGUGCUGGUGCGUGGACCGCAAGACGGGCGUGAAGCUGCCAGGCUUCCUGGAGCUGAAGGGGGACUUGGACUGUCACCAGCUGGCAGACAGCAUGUGAGUGUCACCGCGGUGCCCCGCGCCGUGCCCACGACACCCACGGGCACUGCAUAGGCAAGGAGGAGAGGAGGGGACAUGACUGUCGAGCAGCUCUCCGGUGCCGCAGGACCCUGGCAUGAUCCUGGUGUCGCCGCUGUGAUCUGCCCCAUGGCACGGGGCGUGGCACCACCAUCUGCGCUGUGACCACUAACUGCCACUGAUGAGGUGCCCCUGGCACAACCCAGCGGCAUCUCCACCCUGCACGGACACUUUCUUGGACAGAUGCUGCCCUGGGGCUGGUGCCAGGCUGUCCAGGUGCGGUGAGGGAACAGCACCUACGAUGCCACUGCUUGCGUGCCCUGUGAUGCCCCCCCACAUUCUGCCCUGGACCGUCCAUGCUGUGGCAUAGAUGGAGGACCCAGAGCCUGGCAACUGUGGCAGAGGCGUGGCUGCUGCCUCAGCCCAGCCUGCCCAGCAGGCAGCCAUGGACAUGCCACGCUGGCACCCCUGCCCACAGCGCAUUGCCGUCCACACCACAGCUCAGUGUGUGACAGCAGGAGAAGUGCCUCAUCCUGCCCUCCCUGGCUGCCCUGGCAAUGACUCGGGGGGGGGGCACAGAGAGACCCAUCCCCACCACCUGCCUGGGGCCCUCCCGGCAACCACCUCACCCAAAGCGUGGGUGCUGCACAGAGCAAUAAGAGCCCUUCCCCCUGCCCGCUGCAGCUCCCAGCCCCUCAGCCCAGCUGCUGCCUGCCUGCCCCAAGGCCCAGCCCCAUCCUGCUGCCCAUGCAGGGACAGAGCUGCUGGGUGCAGCAUUGCCUCCCCCCCUAUCCCUAGCCCAUCCCCAGGAUGAGGGAGGUUGGCACUCCCAGGGCACUGAGGGUGCAAGGAGAGGGCUGGGAGGUGAGGGGUGCCCAGGAAUCUCUUCCCAGCAGGAAGAGGCUUCUUUUAUUGCCUUUCCUUUUUUUUGCUUUCCCAAAGAUGUGUAAUGUUUUUCAAAGGCAUUGGUGGGAAUCUCAGAAGCACCUCCGGGGCUGAGAUCUUCCAGCCCCACCCAAGUGGGCACUGCCAGCGAUGGCUGCUGUUUGCCCUGCUUCCAACUUGGCCAACGUGCCCAAACCAGGAUGAAUUUCUGGAACAUCUCAGUGAUGGGAUCUGUGGAUUUUGCCAGCCCCAAGUUCUCAGCUGAGGAAUUGUCUCUGGGUUUGCAGCUGUUGCUUUUUUUUUUUUGCCCCCCCUUGGUUCUUUGGUAUUUUGAAGCUGGGCUGGAAAAUGCUCACCUAAUGAUGUCCUUUUGGGUGAGAAGUGCCCAUGCUGGCUGCCAUGGCAAGUGUGCC
Messenger RNA from Pogoniulus pusillus (Red-fronted tinkerbird), 1887 nucleotides. It is a transcript of the gene IGFBP4, whose product is annotated as insulin like growth factor binding protein 4. Gene Ontology annotation, biological process: regulation of insulin-like growth factor receptor signaling pathway. Bases 84 to 572 code for a protein of 162 amino acids. Lineage: Eukaryota; Metazoa; Chordata; Aves; Piciformes; Lybiidae. The record is from RefSeq and is a predicted model, not a curated record. Gene Ontology annotation, molecular function: insulin-like growth factor II binding; insulin-like growth factor I binding. Gene Ontology annotation, cellular component: extracellular region. The transcript is spliced from 4 exons.